UCCGUAAAAAGAAUGAACAAAGCGUUCUUUUAUCAGUCAAACAAGGGGAAAUCACUUUGAACACAUUACAGGCUACUGCAGCCCCUGAAGUGCACAUAUGGCCGUUUUAUCACAACCGCAAUACUCUGUAAAUGUUUGAUCGUUUCCAGGGUACAUGAAGAGUUCCCUGUAAGUGAAUCUGCCAUAACAGAUGUUUUACUAGUGAUCAGGUGGAGUCCAGUGGAGGUGAUCCUGGACAUCACACACAGGGCUGCAGAUGGAUAACAGAUGAAGGACAGGAAUGUGUAAGUUAGACGUGACCGUAAAACUUCCAGCACCUCUGCAGAUCAUAUUGCAGCUUUCUACACUGUAGAUACAUUUUCCUGUCUUUUAUCUGGACAUGUUCUGCAUUGUCUCACUCGACUAGAGGCAAAUUAUGACUAUGACAAGAUGCAAAAUGAUCACAAAGAGACAUCAAAUACCCUCAGUCUUAUAAAGUGUUGACAAAUGAUGAAUGUUGCUGAAACUAGGAGUGAAGGAGAGUUCUGAUAGGAAACAGACUGAAGGAACAGGUUUGAGGCAGACUUUGAAGUGGAUCCUCAUUUAUGAUGCCCAGUCUGAUGGGGAGACUGAAGAAGACCCUCCCCCUCUGCAGAGAAUAUACCCUCCAUCCUCUUGUACUUCAUUACUUCGUUUUGGACUGCCACUGCAGGAUGAAGACUGCUGGAGUUCUGCUCGUCUUAUCGGUGGCUCUAUGUGCCGCUCAGAUAAAGAAAAUAAGUGGGAGACCGGAGUGGGAUUUCAGAAAUGAAGCGGAGAAAGUGAACACCAAAGCAUGUUCCAACCUCACGCUGGUGUUAGACAACUGGAAAUACGCCAUCAUGACGCAGGUCAAAGAUCUGCUGCUGCACGACCACAGCACCGUGCUGCCCGACUAUGGACGGAUCCAGCCGCUGUCAGACGCUCUGGGAGAUCUGUACGGGGAGUUCAACGCCCUGAAGGAGCGCCUCUCUGAGCUCACCGUCAAGUUUGAGGGAGUGGAGGGCUUUGUGGACGACGUGCGCUCAGGAAGGAAGCCUUCACAGCCCCGAGGUGAAGCCAGACCCCAGGGGUGGCAGCCAGGGGAGGGGGGGGCUGCAGGCUUCAAUGCUGGGGGUCAAGGCAGGAGGAGGAGGGUGGUCGUUCGGAGAAUCAAGAAACCUGCAGCUUGAGAGUUCGAAUUAAGGAUGAUGACGCUUUGAGACACAGCCUCAUGCCUGGUGGGGAGCAAUGUUAUGUUUGAUGCAGGAUAUUGCUCUUAGCCUCCAAACCAGUUCAAUUAUCUCUUUCUGCUAAAGUCAGGGAAUUUAGGAAACUGACGGAUACAUUUUUAUCUACAGGUGAGGUUAUUUCCAUCUCAUUUUAGGCCUAACACUCGAAUGUUUGGAAACUAUUUUUCAUUGCUGCAAUUACAUCCCAUGUUUAAAUUGUAACACAGGAAAUAAAUCCUGAUACAAAACCCUAAAGAGAUCAAGUGAAACUGUUAGAUUUACAGUUUACACACUGCCUAUAACACGUUUUUAUUUUCGUGUUGAACUUUCUAGUAUUUUGGGGGGGGGGGCGGAGGAAACCAAUAUGACUUUUUAAUGUAUUUAUUCCUAUUGCUCAUCUUUUCUCAUUGGACUGUCUGAUAAACUUCCUGCAUAAA
Molecule: messenger RNA, 1666 nt
Organism: Notothenia coriiceps (black rockcod)
Lineage: Eukaryota; Metazoa; Chordata; Actinopteri; Perciformes; Nototheniidae
Exons: 4
Coding region: 585-1190 (201 amino acids)
Source: RefSeq, a predicted model, not a curated record